Guillardia theta CCMP2712 is the source of this 297-nucleotide messenger RNA. RefSeq lists its product as hypothetical. The record is from RefSeq and is a predicted model, not a curated record. Lineage: Eukaryota; Cryptophyceae; Pyrenomonadales; Geminigeraceae. Bases 1 to 297 code for a protein of 98 amino acids. The transcript is spliced from 3 exons.
AUGUGUACGACGCUGGGAACGCUGGGGAGGAGAAGGAUCUGGAUCAAUGCUACAGCAAGUCCGCGCCAGAGGGCCCGGCAUGCUCGCUCAGUGGUCAUAGUGGGGCACGAGUCGCAGGACGUCAAGCCGAGUAGGAGCGCGAUCCCCAAGUCACUAGCGCAGGUGCACGUGGUCUCGACGACGCUGGAAGAGAGCCAUGACCUCAUCAAAGAGGAGUUCGAUAGGUUCCUGGUUCACAUCGAGACUGCGGCGCGUGAGAUGAGACAGAAGGAGGAGCAGAGCGUUGUUGGGGAUUGA